Molecule: messenger RNA, 1804 nt
Organism: Mizuhopecten yessoensis (Yesso scallop)
Lineage: Eukaryota; Metazoa; Mollusca; Bivalvia; Pectinida; Pectinidae
Exons: 5
Coding region: 481-1485 (334 amino acids)
Biological process (GO): protein phosphorylation
Molecular function (GO): ATP binding; protein serine/threonine kinase activity
Source: RefSeq, a predicted model, not a curated record
UCUUGUCUAGUAACUCGAAUCGGAGGUUAGUUGCAUCGUAUGAUACUGAAGGCGGCUUUGGAUCCGCCUUGCUUUUACAUUAAUUCUAAUAAUUAUAAAGGAAGCAGUAUGUGAACUUGAUUUACUUCGAGAGAUUUAGUUGGGGGGAUUUCAGGACUGCAAGGCAAGGGCAGGGGUCAUCGGGACCGAAUCACAAACAACAAGGACCACAAGUAUACGGUUAUCACACAGGUGGGCAAGAUAAUCCGAUGGACGAGAAUCCUCCGGAAUACGAGACAGAAUCUACCGGAUCAACGAGGACGGUGGGUGGAUAUAUCAACGCCUAAUACAGUGAUUGAAGUCAGUCAAUAGAAUAUACAGGGGCUCAGUUGAACAUUCGUGAGGAGGCCGGCAACAUAUCCAGAUAUUUCAGGUGAUAAAACAUCGACAAUACAGGCCUGACACACUGGUACUAUCUGUGUACAUGUGUUGACCGGAAGGAUGGGGAUUCUAUCAAAAUUGAAACACACGGACAACUGUACUCUUCCAUCUCUGACCAAAUGUAAAGAUGGCCACGAAUGGUUCUCUAGCUUCGAAUUCUACCCAAUUGCUGUCGGUAGUCGAAAAACAGCCUUCGAGGGCAUGAUGUAUGUGCCAAACAAUUACUGGAGUCAAACACCUGCUAUAAUUAAAUGUACAAAUUACGGACAAGGAACAGAGGAUGAUGGCAAAGCGGAAGUUAGUGGAGCGGUCAAGGCGCAAGAAUUUGCCGAAGGGUUCUCGAAAAGAUUCCCACAGUUUUCUAUCAAAUUUCUGCGCCCUCUAGCGGCUGUUAUGGACACCGUAUCAGUGUUUAACGGUAUUUUUCGUUUCCUGAAAGGUUACGACAAAGUUCUAUCAGAGGGAGAAUGUGUGUUGCUGGAAGAGAAACUGGAAGGUGAUUUUGUCUCCUUCAUAUACAAAAAUGGUGUAAUCACAUCAAACUGUGAGCCUAUCCUUCAGGCGUUCUGCCAUUACACCUACUCUGCUAGUAACGAGGAGCUGGUUAUGUCUGGACUACAAGGAGUAAGAAAUGGCCACUCGUACACCUUGUCCACUCCCUGUGUUCACUCGCGUGCGCGACAAUACGGCAACACAGACGCCGGUGAAGGAGGCAUCUCCACAUUUUUCUCGCACCAUCAGUGUAAUGCAUACUGCAGCGAGUUGCCCAAGUUUUCACCUACGGACCUAUCUGCGUCGUCAAGUAUUUCGUAUGAAAAGCCGUAUUCAUUCGAGGACACGUUUCCGGUUCAGUACUCGAGCGGGCGAUCAGGAUGUGAUAGCCCGGAAUUUUCUUACACUGAGCGCAGUAUGUUAGUGACGGCUGAGAUACACCCUCCCGCGUAUGAAGGCGUUGACUCCCAGCCGCCGCCUCCGUACGAUUUCCAAAACAAGGCUUGUCAUGGAAAAUCAAAUAAUGCUGGAUCAUCAAAUCAUUUCUCCUCACCGGAUGUUCGGACAUAUUGACCUUUCACCUUAGUGAUUGUUAAUUACAAUAUGUUCAAAUAACAACAAUGAUUGGCCAAUAAAGCUAAUUCCUCGGAUGAUGGUAUGGUAGCGACAUUGCUUGCCCUAAAAUAUGUCUCCUUCGGCGGUGAUAAGACAGUGUAGUUGCUAAUCAUAGGAACAUGUCUCUCUGAUGCUGGCAGUUUGAUGUCCUCGUUUAUUUUGUCAGUGAUGGGUCUGCUGAUAGUCCUAUGAAACUAAUUGCCUCUACCAGAAAUUCGGUGUAGGACAUGGAUACCAAAUACACUGCCUUUGAUAAUUUAUCAAAUUAUAAAAAAAA